UCAUGUAUCCUGCCAGAUAAACUGCGGCUCUUCCUAUGACACAUUUUGCCAUCAUCGGACUGUUUACUGGAAUAUGUGAAUAGAUAAAGUGGGAGCAGGUCCCUGCUGCAGCUGAUGGAGGCAGUCAGGGGAGUUUCCCUGUUGACAGUAGCAGCCCUGAAACAAGUUAGCCUGUCAUCCAGCUAGCUGUAGCUGUGGCUGCACAUCACUCACCGGUAACUCUCCGAGCUUUUCAGGUAGCCCCCAUGGAUCUGAAUAAUAUUUUAUCUCAGCUUGAAACUGCCAGCGAAGAGGACAUCGAGAAGCUCUUGCAGCAGUAUAAUGUAGAGAACACCCAAACCUUCACUUUUGACCCAAAGGAGGAAACCCUGCGGAGUAAGCUGUGCCACGGUGUGCUCACAGUCCUGGGGAGACAGGUGCAGCCCAGCUGUCAGAAGACAUGCUUGGAGACCCUCCGCAUCCUGUCCAGAGAUAAGCGUGUCCUGGCUCCUGUAGCCACCAAGGAAGGCAUGUUGACCCUGGCAGGGAUGGCGAAGCUGCAGGCUGGAGAGGAACAGGAUGCUGACAAGAAAAGCUCUCAGGAACAGACACUGUCAGAGGAGAACAAGAGGGUGGUGGUGGAGGCCCUUAAGUGCCUUUGCAACGUUGUAUAUAACAGCCCUGCGGCUCAGCAGGUCUGCGUGGAUGUGCAGCUGGUUCGUGGUCUGUGUGCCAGCCUGGCCACGGCCCGUACGUGGUCCCAUGAGGUGGGCCUGUUCACACUGCGCCUUCUCUUCCUGCUGUCUGCCCUCCAACCUGCCGUGAGGGGGCUUUUGAGGAGAGAGUGGCAUGCUGUUAGACUGCUGACAGAGGUGUUGGAGCACACGCUGGAUGUGCGCUGGGUUGGUCCGUAUGAAGCUGCCCGUCCAGAUCCGCAAGCCGUGCCCAUGCCUGCAGAGAAUAACGAGCGAGCGAUGGAAGCACUCAAAGCCAUGUUCAACCUCACACUGUCUGAAACUGGUGGUGAGGAAGACGAUCACCAGCUCCGGCUCAUUGCUGCCAUCCUGCGUCAUCUCCUGAUGCUGAAGACCGAGACCGAGGAGAAAACGGAGGAAGCACACAGCCAUGCCGUGAACCUGCUGAACAACCUGCCCGUGUCCUAUCUGGAUGUUUUAAUUGACGUCCCCGUGCAGGGAGGGCAGGAGAAAUAUGCCGGAAAAAACAUGGACGCGAUCGAGGUGUUGCUGGACUUCAUGGAGAAAAGAAUCGACAAGGGGUCCAAUUACAAAGAGGGUUUGACUCCAGUACUCAGCCUUUUGACUGAAGGAUCCAGACACCACAGGGAGAUCCGCAGAUAUAUCAAAGCUCAGCUGCCAUUAGUUGAAUUCACUUUGCAGCUAUACAUUCAGCGUUCUCAUCUAUUUCUUUUUUUCAGCAUCAACCCCAUCACCGGUCACGUCGAGGAGCCGAUGCCGAACCCCGUCGAAGAGAUGACUGAGGAGCAGAAGGAGUAUGAAGCCGAGAAGCUGGCCAACAUGUUCGACAAGUUGUCAAGGUAA
Messenger RNA from Neolamprologus brichardi, 1538 nucleotides. The record is from RefSeq and is a predicted model, not a curated record. NCBI's taxonomy places the organism in Eukaryota, Metazoa, Chordata, Actinopteri, Cichliformes, Cichlidae.